Molecule: messenger RNA, 1177 nt
Organism: Cryptotermes secundus
Lineage: Eukaryota; Metazoa; Arthropoda; Insecta; Blattodea; Kalotermitidae
Exons: 3
Coding region: 1-714 (237 amino acids)
Source: RefSeq, a predicted model, not a curated record
AUGUCCCUGCUGGAUCUAAAUACAUUCUUUCUAAAUUUCUAUUUGCUUAUAAUUUACUGUCACUUAGAAUCACACAUACUUCCUUUCCAGGUGAUUGAUGGUCAUAUUGUGACCGUUAAUGAAACAUCGAUCAAAGAUGAUGACUCAGACUUGGUGCUUCAUGUGAAAGUCAUUGAUGUAAAGCCUACAGAGGGAGCUGAAGAAGAAACUGAAGACAGUUCUGAAAUUUCAGAAACUACAUCUUCUAAGACAAGUAAUGAAGUAACGUCCUCAGCUACAAGCAGUGAGGAAUCUGUUGGCAACGAGAUCCCCAAGCAGCCAGAGGAAGGGGUAGCUGAGUCACUAGACUACAAUCCUGAAGAAACCAGAGAACACCUUGUUGAAACUCGUGAAAACCUCCCCUCUGGUUACUCCAUAGAUGAAGUGGACCCAAUUAAUGAAGUGGAUAAUUCAGUUGAGGUGUUUCACCCGAUUGAACCAAUAAGUUUGCACAGAGACAUACUCAUCAAUAAACUCAUGUCUGAUCAGGCUAUGAGUGGAGGAAUGGUACAAGUUCCUGCUGAUGUGGAGGUGUUUGAACCAGAUAACAGAGAUAUUUAUGAAACUGAUGUUGAAGAAUUUGUCCCUAGCAGUAGAGCUUUUCAUGAAACGUUUCUUCCAUAUGCAAGUUCUCCAUUCAGGCCUCGAAGUGAAAAGUUAACAAGCCUCACAUGAGUUACAAAGUGACUGAGAUUAUUUUCCCAAAGAAUAUUAAACUACAGCUCUCUAACAAAGGUGAUAAUUUAAUAACUGAAUGGACUGUCUUUUACACUCAACUGACUAUAGCAUCACGCUUGAAAUACGAGGUGACCAUAAAUAUUACGGUACUCUACUAUGUUACACUUGAAAUAUAGUAGAUCUUUGAGGAACCUGUUCCCUCCAACUUCAGGGUUCUGAAGAUGGAGGAAGCACACUGCUCUGAAUACUGUUACCUGUCUACAAACUACACAGCAUUACACCUUGGAAGGCUGAAAGUAACACUAUCAGAAUGUCAAAUUUCAUGAUGUGAUCAUACCUAAAAAGUUAGUUGUAAGUAGGUUCAAAUUAUGGUGCCAUAGAUGUUAGGAUCUGUCCCCAAAACUGUUAGAUCUGCAGAAUAGUUGGAGAUCCACUGCAUUCUCUGGACACAAGUGAUCCU